Crotalus tigris (Tiger rattlesnake) is the source of this 2135-nucleotide messenger RNA. Its product is annotated as bactericidal permeability-increasing protein-like. NCBI's taxonomy places the organism in Eukaryota, Metazoa, Chordata, Lepidosauria, Squamata, Viperidae. The record is from RefSeq and is a predicted model, not a curated record. The transcript is spliced from 15 exons. Gene Ontology annotation, molecular function: lipopolysaccharide binding. Bases 90 to 1514 code for a protein of 474 amino acids. Gene Ontology annotation, biological process: lipopolysaccharide-mediated signaling pathway; defense response to Gram-negative bacterium; innate immune response.
ACCAGAAGCGCCCAGCGGCAGGGUCUGCAGACACUCACCCUGGUCUGAGCAGAAGGUCUCCAAGGGUUUGGCUGUGUGUGUGAGAGAAGAUGUGCAGGGUGAGCCUCCUGGCAUUCUGGCUUUGCUGCGUAGUGCCUUCCUCUGAGGCCGUAAAUCCGGGAUUUGCAGGCAGAAUCACCAGGAAAGGCUUGGAUUAUGCGUGCCAACAGGGAGUUGCAACCUUGCAGAAGGACUUGCUUGCGAUAACUCUGCCGGAAUUCUCUGGCUCCUACCGAGUGAAAGUGAUUGGAAAUGUCGACUACAGAUUCUACAGUCUGAACAUUCGCAGGUUUGAGCUGCCCCAUUCAACAAUUGAACCCAUGCCAGGCCAGGGCGUGAGAGUCUCCAUCAGGAAUGCUUUGGCUGAAAUGACUGGCUGUUGGCAGCUGAAGAAACGUUGGCUCAAGGACCAGGGCUCCUUUGAACUGAAGGUUGACGGCAUCUCCAUCUCCGUGGGCUUGCAACUGGGGAGAGAUGGUGCUGGGAGACCCACGAUUACCAUCUUGGAUUGUAACGCCCACAUUUCCAAUGUCGACAUUGACAUAUCUGGCAAAUGGGAGUGGCUGUAUAACCUAUUCAAAAGCAAGGUGGAAUCGGCUUUCAAGACAGCCAUGGAAAGCAAGAUCUGUGACAUAGUGAGAACUUCUGUUAACUCCAAACUGGAGUCCCACUUUCAGUCUCUGCCAGUUACCACCAGAAUUGACAACACAUCUAGCAUCGAUUAUUCUCUGGUUGGGCCACCCAUUGCUACAAGCGAUUGCGUAGACUUGGACCUCAAGGGUGAAUUUUUCUCCAACGCCCAGCGUACUCCGGCUCCUUUCCUGCCGCCUCCCCUGUCUUUUCCGGUGGAUCCGGACCGCAUGGUCCAGUUUGCGAUUUCCACCUACUUCUUCAACACGGCUGGCCAGGUCUACUACCAAGCCGAAAGACUGACCUCCUGGAUCGUGGAUGACAUGGUUCCUAAGGAAAUUAAAAUCCGGCUGAACACCGCCUGCUUCGAGCCCUUCAUCCCGCAGAUUAAGAAGCUCUACCCCAGCAUGCCGAUGAAGCUGAGGGUCUCCCCUUCUUCGGCCCCCUCUCUCAGCAUCUCCCCCGAAUCCAUCUCGCUCGCCCCUUCGGUCGACAUCCAGGCGUUUGCGAUUCUCCCGAAUUCCUCCCUGGCGCCCCUCUUUUUGAUCGAAGUGACCACGUCAGUUUCUGCCAAAGUUGAUGUCAAUUCUACUAGGAUCUUUGGAGACCUGAAGAUGGGCAGGAUGAGGUUCUCCUUGAAGCACUCAGAUGUUGGGAUCUUCUCGGUACAGUUGCUGGAAACCCUCAUAAACUUCCUUACGGCGAGCAUCCUAAUUCCACAAAUGAAUGCCCGUCUGGCUGAAGGAUUUCCCCUCCCCCUCCUGGAUCACCUGGAGAUCUCCAAUCCCAUCCUUCAGGCUCACCAGGAUUUUCUGCUCUUUGCAUCGGACGUGCGCUAUGAAUAGAGAAGGGGCGAAGGAGAAACAGAGAAAAAGAGGGGGAAAUGAAGGAAUAAUAUCCCCACGUCAGAUUCCAGUUUGGGAGUCUGCAGAAAGCUCUCCAGGAACAGCCCUUUUAACACGGAAUUCCCCCCCCUCCCCCCCGCCCAACCUGCAGGACCAUUGCUACAAUCUCUUGAAGCUGGAUGAAAGGGGCACCAGGAUGGGGAAGGGGUUUCCGUGGCCAUUUUCUUUCAGCCCGGCAAGAAGGUUCACUUCCUCUUUUCCCACCCGGCCCCUUUGGCCACGGGGUCAAGAGUGCCCCACUUGCAAGUAGGUGGAGCUCCUUAGAGGAACCCCUGGACAUUAUCUGGUCUGCUGUCCCUGGGAAAAGAGGCUGGGGUCAGGCGAGGCCACGGGGGGGGUCGGGUGAGGGUCAGUGGCGUUCUGGGGUUCUCAGGGGUCUCUGAGCUUGUUCGCUUCCUUCCAGAUAUUUGGUUAUUAAACUGGGUUCUACACAACCUUUUAGCACUGAUGAUGUUACCUAGCUGGGUCAUGAAAUGUCUGAAAGAAAACGACCAAACUCAGAGAGCACCCAGGACCCCACAGUUCUCCUCCUCCUCCUCCUCUUCCUCCUCCUUCUCCUCC